This is a messenger RNA of Vittaforma corneae ATCC 50505, 1347 nucleotides long. RefSeq lists its product as uncharacterized. The transcript has a single exon. The record is from RefSeq and is a predicted model, not a curated record. NCBI's taxonomy places the organism in Eukaryota, Fungi, Microsporidia, Nosematidae. Bases 1 to 1347 code for a protein of 448 amino acids.
AUGCUGAAGUUUAAAUUUAAAUGUAUAACCGUGAGUAUUAUCUACAUUGCACUGCUUGGAAUAAGCAAUGCAUUAUCACUCGGAGAAUUGAAGCAUCAGAUAGAUGAUGGCAAGGACGGUGUAUCGUUUGGUGGGUUAAAAUCAUGGAUUUCAGAUAAGCUAUCACCACAGCCAUUACAGUAUGAUCCACUAGAAAAAGUGACUGUCCGUCCAUGGUGGGACAUUCUGGGACAGUACUUUCCAUCGCUUGGAGAGUUUUUUACCAAGCAUGACAAUUCAGCUAUUGGCUUCUUGAACAAGGAGGUACGUAGCAUGAUUGAAAGUGGACACUCCGAUCAUUUAAAGUAUUCAAGAAGAUACGAAAUUGACAACUUUCCACCAUUCUCUUUUCUCCUCGACUUUAGAAUGUAUCCAUUGAUCAUCGGCACCUUCAUUAUUGCUACACUUCUUCUUUCUUUAAUAUUUCCACGUCUCAGAGAUACCGCGAAGAGGUGCCUUCCGGUAUUUUUCUCUAUCUUCCUUAUAAAAUACAUAGCUGCAGCAGCCAUACUCUUAGGCGGUGGUGUAGACUACUACCUGAUAUUCUCCAAUAUAUGGUUUGGUAAUCUUGCAGCACAUUUCUAUGUUUCUAUAGCUGACAUCCUACUGUUUUUGGUACUUUUCCUCUAUCUUAAGAGCAUUAAGUGGUACAUUAAGGAUUCUGCUACAAAAGUAAUCGAAAGGUUCGUCAUUGUCUAUUUUAGAAUAUUUUACAUGUUCACCAGGUACAUAUUUUUUGUCACAAUGAUAUAUUUUUUUUCAAGCUUGCUUUCAGGAUGGGUCGUCGUGCCUCUUGUUUCGAACAUCAUACCAUUUAUAUCACUUCUCGGAAACCAUGGCACAGUCAGUGGAACUCUUGCUAGUAUUAUAUUUGACAUUGUAGAGGCUUUCUACGGGCUCUUUGAUUUUAUCCAGCCUUUUGUGAAUCUCAUAGUUACUGGCACGCAUUAUAAAAUUGUACCAGACCUGAUCAAUUAUAUACUUACUGUGAUUCAGUCUACUGGAGACAUCCUGGGCAUUUCAUUCUUUGGAGGUGAAAGCGGAUUAUUUUCGUUCCUCUCUAAUUUCGGUUGGAUUAGUUCCUUGGCAUCGCUCGGCGCAAGUUUAAUUAUAGGAAUGGCGUACAACAUAGGCAGAAGCGUCCUGUUCUCCUUUUUCAGCCAAAAACUUCAAGCAGCGACUGUCAAAGCGGCAAAGUUCGUCAUCAAGAUGAUCAGGUUUAGAGAUUUACCCAACGAAUAUAGAAUCCAUAGAAGUAGAAAAUCUAGUGAUGUAAAGAACACAAACAAUAAUAAUAAAGAAGUUUAA